Messenger RNA from Cavia porcellus (domestic guinea pig), 1363 nucleotides. Its product is annotated as 17-beta-hydroxysteroid dehydrogenase type 3-like. Gene Ontology annotation, molecular function: oxidoreductase activity. Bases 160 to 1152 code for a protein of 330 amino acids. NCBI's taxonomy places the organism in Eukaryota, Metazoa, Chordata, Mammalia, Rodentia, Caviidae. The record is from RefSeq and is a predicted model, not a curated record. The transcript is spliced from 12 exons. Gene Ontology annotation, cellular component: endoplasmic reticulum.
GCCCAGAGUGGUGGUGACUCAAGGUGGUCCCCCUCUUCCAGACUCUUGGACCAAGGCAGCAUCACUGUCAGACCAGGAAUUCUAGCCGAGGUGGUGCCACUCCUGACCCCAGGCCGCAGGUGACCACUUCAGGUCCCAGGCUGCAGAGCAGGAGCUGCAAUGGAGUCCGAGUGGGACGCGCUGAGCGCGCUGGGGGCCAUCACGGCCGCCUGGCUGCUGCUGCGGGGGACCUGGGGAGUGGCCCGCGCUGUGUACGUGUACCUGCUGCCCCAGGUCCGGAGGGGCAAUGCUUGGCUCCGGGCACAGGGAGCCUGGGCAGUGGUGACAGGAGCCACCAGCGGCAUUGGCAAGGCCUACGCACACGAGCUGGCCAGGAGGGGGCUGGACAUCGUCCUCAUCAGUAGAAGCCUCAGCAAGUUGGAGCAAGAGGCCAGGGAGAUUGAGCGGUUGCACGGCAGGUCCACGCGCAUCAUCCAGGCGGACUUCACCCGGGGCUUGGAGAUCUACGGUGCCAUCGAGGCAGGACUGCGGGGCCUGGAGAUCGGAGUCCUGGUGAACAAUGUUGGCAUGGUGUAUGGAGGCGGUGGCUCAACCUUUAGGAAGCUGCUGGACCUUGAGGACGUGGGCCAGCUAGCCCUGAAUUUGUGUGGAUCCUCCUGCCCCAGCCUCCCGAGUGCUGGGGUUCCGAUGUGGACCUCCGUGCCCAGCCUUGGGUCAGUCCUGCUCAAGGGCACAGAGCAUAUCAGAUAUCAUCAACUGCAACGCGAUGUCGGUGGCACAGAUGGUCCGCAUUGUCCUGCCCCAGAUGGUCAGCAGGCCUUUGUGCGAAUCUUCUCAGAGGCGGUGUGUGCAGAGUACUUUCCUCACGGUGUCACCAUCCAGACCGUGAGCCCCAUGUUUGUCUCCACUAAUAUGAUCGACAAUGCACAGACUGGGCUGCUCGUGAAGGACGCUGACGAGUUCGCCCGUGAGGCGCUGGACACGCUGGGCCUCUCCUCCCAUGUAUCGGGCUGCCUCUGGCACUCGGUGCAGAGCUUCCUGCUGCCUUUUGUCCUGCCCCAGUGGUUAAGGCACAGUCGCUGGAUGGUCAAUCUUCUGUCUGCAGGAAGCAAGUCCAAACUUCUCCCUUUCGUUAAACCUCAAGGGACUUAGUAAAGAUGGGUCCCAAAGUCUCCCGGGGGUGUUGUGGAGCAGCAGGCCACUGUGACACCGCACACUGGGUGGGAGGGCGGCCUGGCUCUGUUCUGGCAGAAAGAUGCAGUUUUCCAUAUGAGCUGUGAACCUGGUGACAUUUUAUAAUUAAAACAUACUGUAGUGGUCGCACAGCUUAGUGAGUGUACUGAAUAAAGUGAAUUGCACAGCA